UACUUUUCGGUAGUAUCAGGUAGUAUAAGCUUUUAAUAGGUAGUAUUGGUUUGAAAGGUCUGAGGUCAUGUUCUGAGACUAUUGUUUAGCAUGAACUGAUGCCAUCAGAUGGUUGUGGGUACCAGCUGCACACACGGUCUCGCUCACACACACACACACGCCUGCGCCCACACACACACAUUAGACUGCGCGGGCAAGCAGACAUGAUGUUUUCAGAGGGAAUGGACCUGAACCGGACUUUCAGGAUGGACCCGUACGAUCAAGACUGGAUGUCGGCGCCACAGCAGCAGCUGACCCGCAGCGGCCACCAUGUGGUGUCGCUGUUCUUGGGUUCCAUCAUGGUGUUCGGGGUCCUCAACAACCUGCUGGUUCUGGUUCUGUUUUGCAAGUUCAAGACCCUGCGGACCCCUGUGAACGUGCUGCUUCUCAACAUCAGCGUCAGCGACAUGCUCGUCUGCGCAUGUGGGACAACCCUUAGCUUCGUGUCCAGUCUACAUCAUCGCUGGUUGUUCGGUCGGCUCGGAUGCGUCUGGUACGGAUUCAUCAACUCAUGCUUUGGUAUCGUGUCUCUUGUAUCGCUGGCCUUGCUGUCCUACGAGCGCUACAGCACACUGCUGGUCUACAACAAACAGACGUUGGACUACAGGAAGCCUCUGCUUGCAGUGGGAGGGGCUUGGCUGUACUCUUUGGCGUGGACAUUACCACCCCUGCUGGGCUGGAGCAGCUACGGGCCUGAGGGAACCGGAACCAGCUGCUCCGUCGCUUGGACUGAGCCCACGUCUCGCUCGCACUCCUACAUCAUCUGUCUGUUCAUCUUCUGCCUGGGCCUGCCUGUCCUGAGCAUGGUGUACUGCUACAGCCGUCUGCUGCACGCUGUCAAACAGGUGGGGAGAAUUCGACAUACCGCGGCAAGACGACGCGAGUUCCACAUCCUGUUCAUGGUUGUGGUCACGGUGGGGUGCUUCCUCCUCUGCUGGAUGCCUUAUGGCGUCGUCGCCAUGAUGGCCACGUUCGGCCAGCCGGGUCUCAUCAGCCCGGUGGCGAGCGUGGUGCCUUCCAUCCUUGCCAAGAGCAGCACCGUCUUCAACCCAGUCAUCUACAUCCUGAUGAACAAGCAGUUUUACCGCUGCUUCCUGACCCUGUUCCACUUCCGGCACCACAUGACAGAGAACGUACACUCUGUCCCAUCCAGAACAACUGUGGUCCAUCUAAACCGUUUGAUCGGGGACAACAGCCUUCUCCCAGCUGCCAACACUGCCAAAACCUUAGCCAAACACUGUGACACAGAGGGCACCUGUGCCAUCAUGACAGAAAAAACUGAACCUUCCGACAACCUGACUACUUGACAAUGAAACCGCCUGACAAUGUAACUACUUGACAAUCAGUGACGUGUGCAUAUGUUCACAAUAUUUUUUGAAAUGUAACUUAAAAGUAAUAUGCUCUAAUCAAUGUUAAUACAGGUUGUUUGAUAGAAGAAGAACAAGAAAACUAAGAGAAUAGUUCUGUCAGGAACUUGUUUUGAGUUGUUUGGCAGACCCCAGGAUGCAGAGAGAGGGUAAGGUGCAAUGAUCCAUCCAUCCAUCCAUCAUCUUCCGCUUAUCCGAGGUCGGGUCGCGGGGGCAGCAGCCUAAGCAGGGAAGCCCAGACUUCCCUCUCUCCAGCCACUUCGUCUAGCUCUUCCCGGGGGAUCCCGAGGCGUUCCCAGGCCAGCUGGGAGACAUAGUCUUCCCAACGUGUCCUGGGUCUUCCCCGUGGCCUCUUACCAGCUGGACGUGCCCUAAACACCUCCCUAGGGAGGCGUUCGGGUGGCAUCCUGACCAGAUGCCCGAACCACCUCAUCUGGCCCCUCUCGAUGUGGAGGAGCAGCGGCUUUACGUUGAGUUCCUCCCGGAUGG
Nerophis ophidion (straightnose pipefish) is the source of this 1895-nucleotide messenger RNA. Its product is annotated as opsin-3-like. Lineage: Eukaryota; Metazoa; Chordata; Actinopteri; Syngnathiformes; Syngnathidae. Gene Ontology annotation, molecular function: G protein-coupled receptor activity. The record is from RefSeq and is a predicted model, not a curated record. Bases 99 to 1346 code for a protein of 415 amino acids. The transcript has 4 exons. Gene Ontology annotation, cellular component: photoreceptor outer segment; membrane. Gene Ontology annotation, biological process: visual perception; G protein-coupled receptor signaling pathway.